Messenger RNA from Racocetra persica, 2706 nucleotides. The record is from the annotation of a GenBank genome assembly. NCBI's taxonomy places the organism in Eukaryota, Fungi, Glomeromycota, Glomeromycetes, Diversisporales, Gigasporaceae.
AUGGAUAAUGGUUACUUAUCACCAAAUAAUGGUAUUAACACACAGUCUGAAAGUGAGCUUUCAUCAACGUCAGUCGUCGGUUCAACAGAUAAAACUGCCGCACAACAAAUUACGAUACAUUCGACUGGUGGAUUCUUACUUUUCUUUAGGCAAUUAUGGAUUAUGAUUCGGAGAAAUUUUAUAUUACAAAAACGAUAUUAUAAAUCGACACUCUCUCAAAUUUUAAUCGGCCCAAUAAUAUUUUUGCUACUUUUAUACAUAUUACAACAAGCUGACAAUAAUCAAAUAUUAAAGUCAAAUCUACACCCAACGGCUUAUCCCCUGCUUGGAGGACGAACAGCAUCUGACCCAUGUAUCAAUUUGAUGUAUACACCAGAUGACCAAACAUCACGUACGAUAAUGCAAGCUUUUGCAGAUAACAAUUUCAAACGGACUGGAUACAAAUUAAACAUCGAAACUCCAAUCACUAGCCUUGACUUUAUACCAACUUCCAAGCUUGGAAUUGUUCCCGUUACUAAUGCUGACUUCAUUUACAAUUACACUUUAAAUCAUCCAAAUGUAACAAUGUUUGGUAUUGAGUUCAGUACUGUUCAAGGCCCUCCUGUGAAUUAUAGAUAUCAGGUUUGGUUUAACAGCACUCUUAUGGCAAAUAGUUCUGAUGUGUUUGGUGAACAAGUACUUGCUUUACAACGUGGAAUUGAUGAAGCUAUCGUUACUUUCGCUAGUAACGAUCCUCAAAAUCCAGCGACAUUUGACAUUAAACUUAAGGAUUGGCCUAAAGUUCCUCCUUCUCAACUUAGUGAUCAAAUCGUAACAUCUUUUGGUGCUGUAUUUUUCUUUUGUGCUGAAAUGAUCAUUUUCAUUUCUGUUCUAAACACAAUUGUUACUGAAAAAGAACAAAAGUUAGUAGAUAGUUUGGUGAUGAUGGGUUUGAAAACUGAAGUUUAUUGGUUAAGCUAUUUCAUUUCUAAUGCUUGGUUAGUGGUCAUUUGUUCGUUGAUAACCUGCACUUUUGGGCUUGCUUUUCAAUUUUUUGUCUUUAAAAAUGCAAACUUUGCUGUUCUAUUCAUUACAUUUAUUCUUUUUGGUCUUGCUAUGGUCUCUUUUGCAUUCUUUAUCACUACAUUUUGUCGUCGUGCUCGUGUUGCUGUACUUGUUGGUAUAUUCAUAUUUAUUAUUGGUCUUAUUUUCCAAUCUUUUGUAUUCUCUAAUUCAUUUGUGGGUUACAUUUGGUGGAGUCAAUCUGUUGAUAAAAUAGGCUGGAUUAUUCUUAUGUUCUUACCAUUUUUCAAUUUUGGAAAACUUUAUUUGGAUUUAUCUAUGUUGACUUCUGGAAAACUUGAUCGAUUAACUCAAACUGUUGUCCCUGGACCAGGAUUUUCCUGGAAUGAUCUUUAUAAUACGAUUCCUGAUACUUAUCUUCCAACUUAUAGUGAUUCUAAUAUCAGACCUUCUGUACCUCCUCCAAUUCAAAGUUGGUAUUUCUUGUUGAUGAAUAUAGGUUUUUAUUGUAUUUUUACAUGGUAUUUGGACAAAAUCAUUCCUGACGAAUUUGGAAAUUAUAAGAAUCCAUUUUUCUUUUUGACACCUGGUUAUUACGGAAUUAAAUUCAAAAAAACGUUUGAUUUGCAAGCAUGGAUAAAUCGUGCACAAAAAGCUAGCAUUGGUAAACAUACUGAAGAAGAUGAGGACGUCGCUCGUGAACGUAUUCUAGCGUUUGAUUCGACUCAUGAAUGUGUUGUUAGAAUUUGCAAUCUCAGCAAAAUUUAUCGAAAAAAUUUAUUGAUUAAAAGUGUAUUUGAUAAGAUUGCAGUUAAUGAUUUGUGCUUGACUUUGAAGGAAGGAAAAUGUCUUGCUUUAUUAGGACAGAAUGGUGCAGGUAAAAGUACAUCAAUGAACAUCCUAUCCGGGCUAACUCCUGCAACAAAUGGUGACGCAUUGUUAUACGGAUAUAGCGUUCGAGAUGAUAUGAGCAAAAUUCGUAAAAUCAUGGGAGUGUGCCCUCAACAUGAUAUUCUUUUUAACGAUCUGACGGCGAAAGAGCAUAUUGAACUUUAUGCAGGUAUUAAAAAUAUACCUUCCGCUGAAAUUGCGAAAUUAGUCGAGGAACGGUUAGCUGCUGUACGUCUCACUAAGGUUGCUGAUAAACCGGCCGGUUCUUAUAGUGGUGGUAUGAAGCGUCGUCUUAGUAUGGUAAUUUCUACCAUUGGUGAUCCUAAAAUCAUUUUCAUGGAUGAACCUACGACCGGAAUGGAUCCAGUUAAUAGACGUCAUGUAUGGAGUUUUAUUGAAAAGUUUAAACAAGGAAGGAUUAUUAUUUUAACAACUCAUUCUAUGGAAGAAGCAGAUGUACUAGGUGAUCGAAUUUGUGUGAUGGCUCAUGGUCGUUUAUGUGCUCUUGGAAAUUCUAUGCGCAUUAAAAAUAAAUUUGGUGCCGGUUAUCGUGUAUCUCUUGUCACUCACCCUAAUGAUUCACAACGUCUUAAGGAAUUGGUUGAAGCUCAAGUACCUGAUGCUAAAUUGGAAGAUGAUUCAGCUGGUUCUCUUAUCUAUGAACUUCCUUUAUCUGCCUUACCAGCUUUACCAUCAUUCAUUCAAUGGUUGGAGGAAAAUGAGGAGAUGAGCAAUAGCGAACCAGGAAAGAAACUUGUUAAAGCUUGGGGUGUAAGUCAAAAGAGUUUAGAAGAAGCCUUUUUAAGAUUGUGA